UUCUCUCGUGGUAGUAUCUCACCGUCGCAAAUACCAUGUUUUGUUUUCCACACCAUGAUACUAUUUCUCAGAUUCUGCCCAGUGCGCAACUGUUGCAAACGAGUAGAAAAGUUCCGACUUUUCACGACCCUUUUGCGAGAUUCAGAGCCCCAUCACCCUCACGUGAUCUCCACCAACAUCUCCAUUGCCCACCGUGCUAAAACCGGCGAACUAGCAGAAGCACGCCACAUGUUCGACGAAAUGCCGCUUCGAACAGUUUCUUCAUGGAACACCAUGAUUUCUGGCUACAGCCAAUGGGGGAGGUACGAUGAGGCUCUGGCUCUUGCUUCCUUCAUGCAUCGCUCUUGCGUCAAGCUCAAUGAGAUUUCUUUCUCCGCGGUUUUGAGCUCGUGCGCGCGUUCUGGGUCGUUGUUUCUUGGAAAGCAAGUUCAUUCACUCCUUUUGAAAUCUGGGUUUGAGAAGUUUGGCCUUGUGGGUAGUGCUUUGUUGUAUUUCUGUGUGCGUUGUUGUGGAAUUGGUGAAGCUGAGCUGGUUUUUGAGGAGCUGCGUGAUGGGAAUCACGUGUUGUGGAGUUUGAUGCUUUCGGGUUAUGUGCAGCGUGACAUGAUGGGUAAUGCUAUGGACUUGUUUGGAAAAAUGCCUGUUCGGGAUGUUGUGGCGUGGACUACAUUGAUAUCAGGUUAUGCAAGGAGGGAAGAUGGGUGUGAGAGGGCUUUGGAUUUGUUUCGGUGUAUGAGGAGGUCUGAGGUGUUGCCUAAUGAGUUCACUUUGGAUUGUGUUAUAAGGAUUUGUGCUAGACUUGGGGCUCUACAUGCAGGUAAGGUUGUUCAUGGGCUUUGCAUUAAGGAUGGGUUAGAUUUUGAUAACUCAAUUGGUGGUGCACUUGCUGAAUUUUACUGUGAUCGUGAUGCUAUAGAUGAUGCCAAGAGAGUUUAUGAGAGUAUGGGAGGAGAAGCUUGUUUGAAUGUUGCUAACUCACUGAUUGGGGGCCUUAUCUUGAUGGGAAGGAUUGAAGAAGCUGAGCUGAUAUUUUAUGGAUUGAGAGAGACAAAUCCCAUCUCAUAUAAUUUGAUGAUUAAAGGUUAUGCUAUGAGUAGUCAGAUUGAAAAAUCAAAAAGAUUAUUUGAGAAAAUGGCUCCCAAAAAUUUAACUUCCUUAAAUACUAUGAUUUCUGUGUAUUCCAAAAAUGGUGAACUUGAUGAAGCUGUGAAGCUUUUUGACAAAACUAAAGGAGAACGAAACUCUGUCACAUGGAAUUCAAUGAUGUCUGGUUAUAUUCAUAAUGGUCAGCACAGCGAGGCAUUAAAAUUAUAUGUGACUAUGCGCAGAUUAUCAGUGGACCAUAGCAGAUCAACAUUCUCUGUCCUAUUUCGUGCUUGCACAUCUCUUUGUUCUUUUCAACAAGGACAGUUACUUCAUGCUCACUUAUCCAAAACACCAUUCCAAGCAAAUGUUUACGUCGGCACUGCUCUUGUAGACUUCUAUUCCAAAUGCGGUCACUUAGCUGAUGCUCAAAGGUCAUUUACCAGCAUUUUUUCACCCAAUGUAGCAGCAUGGACAGCUCUUAUAAAUGGCUAUGCAUAUCACGGGCUUGGAUCUGAGUCAAUUUUACUCUUUCGCUCAAUGUUAGUUCAAGGAGUUCUUCCAAAUGCAGCUACUUUUGUUGCUAUUCUUUCAGCCUGUAGCCACGCUGGUCUACUUAAUGAAGGUUUGGAGAUUUUUCACUCAAUGCAAAUAUGCUACAGGGUUACUCCAACAAUAGAACAUUACACAUGCGUUGUGGACCUUCUUGGUCGAUCAGGCCGUUUAAAAGAAGCUGAAGAGUUUAUUAAUCAAAUGCCUAUUGAAGCAGAUGGGGUAAUUUGGGGAGCUUUGCUUAAUGCGUCUUGGUUCUGGAAGGACAUUGAAGUUGGGGAGAGAGCUGCUGAAAAGUUGUUCAGUCUGGAUCCCAACCCAAUAUCUGGUUUUGUCAUUUUGUCCAACAUGUAUGCCAUACUAGGUAGAUGGGGGCAAAAAACAACAAUUAGGAAGAGAUUGCAGAGUUUGGAAUUGAGAAAAGAUCCAGGGUGUAGCUGGAUAGAAUUGAACAAUAAUAUUCAUAUGUUCUCUGUAGAAGAUAAAACCCAUGCUUAUUCUGAUGUGAUUUAUGCAACAGUGGAUCAUCUGACAGCAACCAUUAACUCUAUUAUACCCUUCAAUUAUAUUUAGUAGCAGCAAUGGAGGAAAGCAUUUCUUCUCUUAUUUUCUCUCAGAUGUGGUCAUUGACCUAAAUUUUUCUGGUCAAGCACAGUCUCUCCAAAAGUUGAAGUUUGAGCAUGGAUUCAUGUUGAAAUCUCCAAAGACAGAAGUUAAAAGUGACAAGCUUUUUGCCAGCCUUUGGUUUUGGGAGUUCCUAAUAUAAAGCUAAACACCAAAAUGCAGUUGUUAGCCCAAUAUAGGUGGAAGCUCAUUAUUGGUUUGAUAUCACUAACAUACCCUUUACACAGAAUCUUUAAGACUUGAGGCUGGACAAUACAAAUAUACGUUUUAUAUCAAGCCAUGAACUGCCCCUGAUUCUGAGGCAGAGGAUCAAUGAAGCCUCCAAGAUGCUCUUUGCACAGAGCCCGGAGGAAUAGAGGAAGAUUUAUAGAGACGAGAGCUCAGUGUCUGGUUAUUAUGACACUGCACACCAAGAACGUGAGGGACAGAAAGGAAGUGUUUGAUUUUCUAGCCAAAGAACCCACUUUGCUCCCUGUCACUUCUGAUGAUCAUGAUGAUCGAGUUACUCGGUGGAGUAAUCCAUCCCCUGAAUACCCUCCACACUUCUGUGUUAUACUCCAAGAGUAUAUUCAAGAGAUGGAGAAGUUACUGGAGCUGAUAGCUCUGAGCUUAGGCCUCGAACCAAAAAAGUUUGAACAAUUCUUCAUCAAAGGUCAAACCAGCUUUAUAAGACUUAACCACCAUCCUCCUCGCCCUUAUCCUCUUGCUCUUGGCGUUGAUCAACACAAGGACGCUGGUGCCUUAACCAUUUUUGCCCAAUAUGAGGUCGGAGGAGUCAAAGUGAAAUGAAAGGCAGAUCAACAGUGGGUGAAAGUGGAACCAACCCCAGAUGCUUAUGAGAGUGUUUGUGCAGGUUUGGAGCAAUGAUGCCUAUGAGAGUGUGGAACAUAGAGUGGUGGUUAACUCUGAGAAAGAAAGGUUUUCUAUUCCGUAAUUCUUCAACCCUGCACACGACACUGAAAUCAAGCCUUUGGAGGAGCUGAUAAAUGAGCAAAAUCCUUUAAAAUAUUGGCCAUUCAAAUGGGGCAAGUUUCUUAUGAGGAGAAAGAACAGCAAUUUCCAGAAGCAAAAUGCGGAGAACCUUCUAAUUGAUCAUUAUAAGCUAGCUUGAAGAUAUAUAAUAGGCGCAUCCCUUGGCUUAUUCUUGUAAAUUGGGUAUAAUAUGUUGCAGCAGAUUUAUCCAAGACAAUGCUUCUGAGAUGAGUGACUGCAAUCAAAUUUGCUGCUAAAAUUACUAGUGUGCACUAUAGAUGUUAUUUUCAUUGACUAAAAAAAACUGUAUAAUUACCAUUUAUCAUGUCUGUCUAAAAAAUUGCUUUUCUUUUAUGAUUUAAUGUUUUUCGUUCCCAGUGUAGAGUUGGAACUUGGCUGCGGAUUUGUUGGCUCGCCAAGCGGCUGGAGAUGGGGUGUCGUCUCGGGUUUGAAGGCAACCACCUUCAAGCUUGAUCCCUUCCCUCCUGCAAGAUGCUGUAGUGUAGUUUGCUGUGUUUUUUUU
Molecule: messenger RNA, 3754 nt
Organism: Lotus japonicus
Lineage: Eukaryota; Viridiplantae; Streptophyta; Magnoliopsida; Fabales; Fabaceae
Product: pentatricopeptide repeat-containing protein At2g13600-like
Exons: 2
Coding region: 55-2208 (717 amino acids)
Biological process (GO): RNA modification
Molecular function (GO): RNA binding; protein binding
Source: RefSeq, a predicted model, not a curated record